Peromyscus leucopus (white-footed mouse) is the source of this 473-nucleotide messenger RNA. RefSeq names its product non-histone chromosomal protein HMG-14-like. The record is from RefSeq and is a predicted model, not a curated record. NCBI's taxonomy places the organism in Eukaryota, Metazoa, Chordata, Mammalia, Rodentia, Cricetidae. Bases 1 to 294 code for a protein of 97 amino acids. Gene Ontology annotation, biological process: chromatin organization. The transcript has a single exon. Gene Ontology annotation, cellular component: nucleus; chromatin. Gene Ontology annotation, molecular function: nucleosomal DNA binding.
AUGCCCAAGAGGAAGGUUAGCGGGGACGGAGCGGCGCGGAGCCCAAGUGGCGCUCGGAGGGUGAGGCUGUCGGCCAAGCCCGCCCCUGCCAAGGUGGACACGAAGCCGAAGAAGGGCGCAGGAAAGGAUAAACCAUCAGACAAAAAAGUGAAAACAAAAGGGAAGAGGGGAGCAAAGGGCAAACAGGCAGAGGUGGCUGACCAGCAAACCACAGAUGUGCCUGCAGAAAAUGGAGAGGCUGAGAACCAGAGUCCAGCCUCUGAAGUCGAAGAGAAAGAAGCCAAGUCCGACUAACCAUCCAUCGUGUCUGUCAGUGUCCCUUCUUGUACAAUCCAGAGGAGUAUUUUUACCAACUAUUUUGUAAAUGCGAGUUUUUUAGUAGCUCUAGAAACAUUUUUAAAAGGUGGGAGGAAGUCCCGCCUCAUCCCAUUUUUUAAGUGUAAAUGAUUUUUUAAGAGGUUAAAUCACUUGCU